AGAUAAAGCUGAUUCGUUAUAAAUUGUUUUAAAUCGAAUCCGACACAAGAAGUAUGUACCAGUACUUGUCAAGACUCUAGUCGUGAGUUUAAGUUCCUAUGAUAGUCCAAUAUGAAUACCAGAUUCAAGACAUUUCUUUUCGUUCUUCUCGUUAUAAAAGCUAUUAUCUCGACACGAGCUCAAGCACCCUUAUCUUACGACAACGAUGUGACCAAACAUUUGGAUGGCUGGGUUGGAAAAUUACUAAAAACCGGAACAGACACUUUCAAAAAACUAUUCAGCAAGAUAUCAACUCUAACUCUAAAAGAUUUUAAUUUCGAUAUUAGCAAGGAAAUCUACCCUUUAGGCAACCGGUUUCAAUUUCGCGAUGUCUACAUGAACGUGAGCGAAUUCAAAGCGCCCCAGCUUCACUGGAAAUUCUCCGAGAGUAAAAUGAGCGUAUACGUAAAAGAAUUCACUGUCAGAGUAUUUGGUUCGAUUCUGAGACCAUCUUCCAUGCCUUACACUGGAUUUGAAACCCAUUUGGAUUUGGAAAACGUAUCUUUCACCUUAGCUAUCACUCCCGAAGACAAAACUUCGAUUUCUUUCACUCAAGAUAAAAGCUGGUUAUGGUAUAAUGGUGAAAGGAACUGGGAAGUGCGUUUCCACACUUCAGAUGACAACGAUUCGCCGGAAAACAGAAGACGCGAAUUAGAAGAAGAACUUUUGCCCGCAGCUACCGCCCUUUUACGAGAAAAUUUUAACCAAAACGAACAAUUUUCUAAAAAUAUUCGAACCAUUUUCGGAGUUUACAGCGAAAGUAGAGAAAAACUGCUUCAAACGCAUUCGGAUUUCUUCACCAACCAAGAAAAAUAUUACUACCUGAUCCCGAAAAUACCGUUUUUCUGUUUCAACUUGAAAAAUAUCCUCAUCAAGGGAUUAACGAAUCUGGAAUGGAUCAAGAUCAAUACAGGUCUGAGUAUUUUUACGCAUACGUUGAUGAUCAGAAACGUUCACGGAGACUUAAUCUUGGACUUUGGAGCUACUCAAGAGAAACCGGUCGAAUUGAAGUUCAAAAUCGAUUAUUUUUCCGUAUCAACCGAUAGGAAAUCCGUGAAUGUGGAUGCGAGAUGCUUCAGCGUUAACAAGACGAGUACUCCUUUAUCGUACAGACAAUCGGCUCUGAUCAUUCAAAGGAUAGAAUCGGCUAUUGCUGAUUCGCUGUUUCCAACGCUUCAACUCCGUAGAACCUACGAUAUCGAUACGCCCCUGGAAGAAAUUAAAAUCACCGACAAGACUGACUGGAAAUCGAUUAAACAAUCGUUCCGCGAAUGGAUCCCGUUCAAUGAAGACGAUACGAAACCUCCCGCCGGAGGUCAAGUCAAAUCGUGAUUGUUCAACUUGAGUCGAAGUGAGAAUUAGAAGAGUCCGAAUUGAGAUUGGGAUAAGUUUUUUGGUGAAUUGAAGUUCAAGAUCGAUUGAUCGAGCUCAUCGUAAGUCAGAAUCAGAACCAUCUUGUCCAUUUUGAAUGCGAUAAAGGAGAAAGUUAUUUUUAUACCCACCGAUGUUUAUCAUUAUCUUGAAAAAAAAAACUACUUAUUUUGUAAUCAAGUAUUCUUAGAUAUAGAUAGCGUUAUGAAAACACAAAUUAAACAUUCUUUAUUGAUUUUUCAAGAUAUAAAUACGGUUUUAUCAUAGCACUCUUUCCCCUAAUGUGUAUCAUAUAGUUUUAUAAUGUCCCUAAUAGUAAUAACGUAAUUUCGAGAAAUACAUGUACAAUAAAUUUCAAGUUUUAUA
This is a messenger RNA of Planococcus citri (citrus mealybug), 1776 nucleotides long. RefSeq lists its product as uncharacterized. The transcript is spliced from 5 exons. Bases 112 to 1371 code for a protein of 419 amino acids. NCBI's taxonomy places the organism in Eukaryota, Metazoa, Arthropoda, Insecta, Hemiptera, Pseudococcidae. The record is from RefSeq and is a predicted model, not a curated record.